CAUCUUGCUUGAAUGAAAGUAAACAAAAUAUUCAAUGUUAACGUUUGUUUCUAACAAAAAGAAAAUACCAGUGAAAUUAGAUAGCAACUAUUAAUAAAAUACAGAAUAUACCUCUCGUCCUAACUAAGAUUCAUCAGCUGAAUGAACCUAGAGUGCAGUGUUGAUUUUCAUUCUGAAACUUAAACCCUGUGACAAUCAGAUAAAACGUCAAUAUGUUGCCCAUUGAGUCACCAUUAAAUGCCCACUGUUUUGUUGCUAAUUCCACGACGCUGAUUAAAAACACUAGAGAGUAAUACAAAUAAAGAUUUACUGAUACUCUAAAACGCAUCAUCCUUAGCUUAAAACAUACUUAUGACAUACUAUACACAGUUCACAUUAUGAACAGGAUUGAAUGAUGGCUAUCAACGGAAUUCCGGGACUGGUAUGAAUCGCCGUUUGCUUUAGACGUCACUGCAUUAUAUACUCAACUAAUGAGCCCAGAUGGUCACUAUCUUAUGUGAUGAGGAGUAUAAUGAUAAGUUCGAAAAUAAGACGAAAUUCGGGUCCUGGGUUUCUCUGCUAGCCACCACCCACCUCUGCUUAUAAUGAUUGUGACUUAACGAAAAUAUCGAGACAAUCUACAUAGGAUAUAUAUAUGCCAAAAGAAACUGAUCAGUUACAGUCAAUACAAAAGAGCUGACAUUCAUUUAGUACAUAGAAUAUUCAUAUUAAAUAAACAUGAUACUGAAAUGAAAGUCAGUAUUAUACAAAGUAGAUUUUUCCAUUCAACAUAAAUGUCAAGACAGUUCUACUGUAUGAGGUGGAAACCUAAAGAACUACGAAAUCCAUCAUCCAGAAGAUACAAGUGUUUACAACUGUCUACGCAAAAUACUUCGGAUCCAUUGGCCAGACGCUAUCAGCAACAACCUACUGUACGAGAGAACAAGCCAGGUCCCAGAGGAGGAAGAAAUCAGGAAGAAGCGCUGGAAGUGGAUAGGACACACAUUAAGGAAAGCACCGAGCUGCAUCAUAAGGCAAGCUCUCAUUACUUGGAAUCCUUAAGGUCAAAGAAGGAGAGGAAGACCAAAGAACACAUUACGCCGAUAAAUGGAAAUAUACAUGAGAAGAAUGAACAAAAAUUGGAUAGAACCAAAAAGGAAGGCCCAAGACAGAAUGGGUUGGAGAAUGCUGGUUGACGGCCUAUGCCCCACAGGGAGUAACAGACGUAAGUAAAAAGAAGAGUUCGUGUUAUGAACUAAGUAUAGCUGGAUAAUGAAUGAUGCAAAACCAAGAAAAAAGAAAGAAAGAAAAAGAACAAGGAACUUUUAUUCUGUUCCAGUAUAGGAUCUUCAGAAAUGCGGACUCACAAACGUACACAAAAUCAAUCAUAUAUUUUGAAGAAGUUUAUUAAAACAAUGAAAUCACUUAUAAUCAUUUAUUGAAGCCUUGGUUAUUCGUAAAUGUACAACCCCCCCUUUAUGUGUAUAAAUACCAAUUUGUCGUAACCUUGAAUUUACCUUGAUGAUUCUUAAGUCAUUCUAUAGCCUAGGAUUACACAACAAUCUCUUAUUCCAUUAAUUGAGAUCAUGAGUUAAUUGAAGCUAGACCAUUAUGAGAAACCUAGAAGUACCGGUCGGUCGUUUCGUCCUAUUGUGAAACUCCUCAGUAGUGCGCAUCCACGAUCCCACCUCACGAGACUCGAACCCAGGACCUAUCAUUCUCGUAUGCAAGCGCUUAAUCACUAGACCACUGAAUCGGCAUCCAACAAUGUUAAUGUCUAACUUCAACUUACCCGCGAAAUUGAGCGACAUAUCUUUUCUAAUUCUUUAUAUACGAUAUAAAAUUGUUUCUUUCCCCUUUUUUACCUUUUUUACUUUAACUUUCAUUUAAUUGACUUUUAUUAAUUUUCAGAUAAAAUGUACUGACAAGUAUAUGUGUGACCAAAUUGUUCGAAAUGUAUAGCGUAAAUACAUCACUUCUUUUCAGAUCAAUGAUCAAUGAAAACCAGAAAGCACUCAUCAACUAUUUCAUUCCAGUAAAAACAUUUCAGUUGUGUAGAUCUAUCAUUCUACUCAAAGAAAUCGAACCUAGGACCUUUGGUCUCAUAAUACUCAUAUAUCAAAUAAUUUGGUAUGUUAGAGAUUUUCGCCUCAAAUCACUUCUUCAGCGUAUUAUACAGAAGACUAAACAUAUAAAUUCAGUUUACUGAAUUCUAAAAUGUCAUUAUCAUGUAAUGUGAUUAAAAAUGUUGCACAACAUGGUGUAUUAUCCCAUGCUGAAACAUUAUGACUAUCAGGCGUAAUACUUAUAGAUUUACAGAUGUUCUUAUUAACCGACACUAUGAUGUUCUUGGUCUAAUUCAUUCAUGACAGAUACAAUGAGAGAGACUCAGAGUAUUAAUCGCAAUAUAUACCACUGACGUUAUUUUUUAAUAAAUAAAAUUCAGGUUAGAAAUCACAUUUAUAUUGGCCUAGUAGACAAUACUAUUGUGGUGAACGAGAACAUAAUUGAGGACAAUCGAAUGUAUUUGAAUACAAAAUGACAGAAUAUCUUAGUAAAAUCUGAGAAUCAUAUAGUAAAUACUUCAUUUGCAGAAUGUCAAACAAUCGUCUCAUACUUCAUUGUCCUUUCGUUUCCAUGUCAACCAUUCUCUGUUGUCGUUCUUUUUCCUUCGAUCUCCUUAACCUUCUCCCGCUAGGCAUUUCACUUCUCAUUCAUGAUACGUACUAUUUAUAUCUGUUGACAUCAGUAGUGCACACCAC
This is a messenger RNA of Schistosoma haematobium, 2741 nucleotides long. RefSeq lists its product as uncharacterized. Bases 774 to 1175 code for a protein of 133 amino acids. Lineage: Eukaryota; Metazoa; Platyhelminthes; Trematoda; Strigeidida; Schistosomatidae. The record is from RefSeq and is a predicted model, not a curated record. The transcript has 2 exons.